GAAUUCCUUUCUCACAGGAGAAGCUGCAGACAGCUCUGCAGACGCUGAUGGAAAAUGAGAAAAGAUGUGAUGAGUGGCAGGAUGACCUUCAACAGCAGAGAGCUGACUGGGAGAACCAAAUACAGUACGAUAUAGAAAAUGUCCAGAUAGAGUUUAACAGACUGAGAAACCUCCUGAACUCCAAGGAGAAUGAGGAGAUGCAGAUGCUGGUGAAAGAGAAGGAGAAUGUUAUGAAAAAGCUGAGAGAGUCUGAAAACGAGCUGGAGCAGCAGAGGCAGUGGGUGAGAGACCUCGUGUCAGAUGUGGAACAUCAGUUGGAGCUCUCAGCCAUGGAAAUGCUGCAGGGUGUAAAUUAUGUCCUGACAAGGAGUCAGACCUUGACACUGAAAGAGCCCAAUAUUGUCUCCCACAAAAGAAGAAUGUUCCAAGUUUCAGAUCUAAAAAGAAUGCUGCAAGCAUUUAGAGGGCUCAUGGAUGUCCAGCAAUACUGGGUCCAUAUGACUCUACAUGCAAAGAACUAUGAAGUCAUUGCCAUUAACAGCGAAAAAGGACAAAUACAACAUCUGAGUUUCUAUAGGAGGAAUCUUAAAAUUUCUGAGACCUACCAUUUGGGUGUCCUGGGAUAUCCAGCUAUUUCCUCAGGGAAGCAUUACUGGGAAGUGGAUGUGUCUAAAAGUGAUGCCUGGCUCCUCGGAUUAAAUGAUGGGAAGUGUGCUCAACCCCAACUGCACUCAAUGGGUGAAAUGGCCUACAAAAUGCAACAUAUUUCUAAUGUUAAACAAAAUGGAAUGUAUCAGCCUAAAUAUGGCUACUGGGUUAUAGGGAUGAGGAAAAGGUCUGUAUACUAUGCCUUUGAUGAGUGUUAUGUCACUCGCAAUUCCAGUGUCUUGGCCCUCUCUCUGCGUGUUCCUCCUACUCGUGUUGGAGUUUUCCUGGACAGAGAAGCUUGCACUCUCUCAUUUUAUGAUGUUUCUAACGAUGGAGCUCUCAUCUAUAGGUUCUAUGACCCUGCCUUCCCUCUUAAAGUCUAUCCAUAUUUUAAUCCAAUGGAAUGUUCAGAGCCAAUGACAGUAUGCAGGCCACCCUCUUAA
Arvicanthis niloticus (Nile rat) is the source of this 1091-nucleotide messenger RNA. RefSeq names its product tripartite motif-containing protein 30A-like. The record is from RefSeq and is a predicted model, not a curated record. Gene Ontology annotation, molecular function: protein binding. Lineage: Eukaryota; Metazoa; Chordata; Mammalia; Rodentia; Muridae.